UUGUAGACGAAAGAACAAGAGUCGGGGGUGUUGGCGUAGUGAAGGGGACUGGCCCAGCGGUACUUAGACUGGAGUCGGAUUUGGUCCGGCCAUACGCACAUCGCCGAUAGAUUUCCUCCGGCACUUUCAGCACCUAGCGACACCAAUUGAGAUGGGCGAGAGCGACAACAACCGUGUAACUACGAGACCAAGCAAGACUAAAAGAUGGAGAGAGACUGAGUGAGAGUGACAGUACCAACCAAGCAAGGUUGAACAAGAGGGACAACAACCGUGUGAGACUGAGAAAUCAAGAUCAAGUAGACUGAGUGAGAAAUCAAGAUGGAGUAGACUAGAGAGAGCUAGACGAGUUUCUAAGGGUUAUUCCACACCUUUUGAAAAACUGACCAUUCAACAUUUCUUCUCCAUCUUUUGGUCAUUCAUUGGGCGGACUAUUAUUUACCCGAAACUUUUUUUAAAAAUAAUUUACCGAAAAUUCACUUCGACAUGGUGUGACACUCGGAAUUCACGGGAUCGCUGCUGAACAAUUUCUGGGUCAAUCUCAUAUUUCUCAGUGAUUUGACCAGCGCGCCACUGACGGAUACAACUUCCCCUAGAUCGAGAUGAAUCGGAAACUCUACUCCAAAUCCCAAAUACUGACCGUCGAAAGCUGAAACCCCACCUUGAUUUCAGAUUCUGCCAUAGGUUUUCUUUCUGCUGGGGCAUAAUGGAUUUAUCCACAUUGAAUCCUGAACAGCUGACUGUAGUAGGAUCUGGAUUCUGUGUGAUGUUGACAAUGCAUUACACCAUGCAGUUAUUAUCUCAGCAUCUCUUUUACUGGAAGAAUCCUAAGGAGCAAAAGGCCAUAGUAAUUAUUAUAUUAAUGGCUCCCUUAUAUGCAGUAGACUCAUUUGUGGGUUUGCUAGAUAUCAAGGGGAGCAAGGAGUUUUUCAUGUUUCUGGAUUCUGUUAAGGAAUGUUACGAAGCUUUGGUAAUUGCCAAGUUCUUGGCUCUCAUGUAUAGCUACCUGAAUAUAUCUAUGAGCAAAAAUGUUAUACCAGAUGAAAUCAAGGGAAGAGAAAUUCAUCACUCCUUUCCAAUAACAUUGUUUCAGCCUCGAACUGUUCGUUUGGACCAUCGGCAUCUACUACUUCUUAAACAUUGGACAUGGCAAUUUGUUAUCAUCCGCCCUGUUUGCUCUGUUUUGAUGAUAACGCUGCAAUUAUUGGGAAUGUAUCCCAGCUGGUUGAGAUGGACAUUUACUAUCAUCCUUAACCUCUCAGUUUCUUUGGCUAUGUAUUCUCUGGUUGUCUUCUACCAUGUUUUCGCCAAGGAACUUAAACCACACAAUCCAUUGGCCAAGUUCAUGUGCAUCAAAGGAAUUGUAUUCUUCAGCUUUUGGCAGGGUGUAGUCCUAGAUAUACUUGUUGCCGUGGGCAUUAUUGGAUCAAACCACAUGUGGUUAGACGUUGAGCACGUUGAAGAGGCUUUCCAGAACGUGUUGAUAUGUUUAGAGAUGAUUGUCUUCUCUGUUUUGCAGCAGUAUGCUUUCAAUGUUGGACCUUACAGUGGAGAAGUUGAAAGAAAACUUAAAAUGAGAAAGAACGAUUAAUGUUGGAAGUAGGUUUGAUGAAACUAUAUAAUGAAAUUUGACGUUACCAUUUGACAAGUCUUUGUAUAUAAUGAAGGGUAUUUAUCAACGUUGGAAGAUUUGUUAUUUGCUCAAUUUUAGAUUUGGUUUGUCUUCAAUAGAAAUGCAAAAACACAUGUACUUGAGGAAGCAGAAUCUAGACUAGGAAAUUUGGUUGUUGAAUGAGUGAAUGUAACCAUUUUGGCUCCUUUGUUAACCUACCUACUUUAUCCUGUGUGUACAUACAUUUUGAUAAGUGGCUCAAGUUUGAGAUAUUUUGUGAUUCA
Cucumis sativus (cucumber) is the source of this 1893-nucleotide messenger RNA. RefSeq names its product transmembrane protein 184C. NCBI's taxonomy places the organism in Eukaryota, Viridiplantae, Streptophyta, Magnoliopsida, Cucurbitales, Cucurbitaceae. The coding region runs from base 704 to 1588 and encodes 294 amino acids. The transcript has 8 exons. Gene Ontology annotation, molecular function: transporter activity. The record is from RefSeq and is a predicted model, not a curated record. Gene Ontology annotation, biological process: transport.